GGCUUCGAGACCGUUACAUCACCUCCCCGCCAAUGAUGAAAAGAUUCGUCCUCGAAUCGAAAAAAAACCAACUAACCUUCGAACUGCACACUUAAAAUUUUAUACAAUUGUUUAUCUCUUUUUUUUUUGAAACUGGCGACUACACGAAUGGUGAUAGUGUGAUGUUUUUAUCACAUAGGAAAAAUACAAUCAUUAGUAAAAUUGAGGAACAAUCAUUAGUAAAAUUCUUUACAGAUAUCCAUUUGUUGAUAACGACGACGACGAAGACCCAGUGGAAUUUGUGACCGACAACGUCGCCGUCACCGAUGACUCUUCAAGUGAUGAAGAGGACGAACCUCAUGACAACAGUGACGAUGGCAACCAAGAAACACCGCACGAAUCUGCUCAUACUGCUCUAGACUCAAGUGAAUCCAUUAUUGAAAAUGACGAGUUUGAAGACGAUUUCGAUUUGGACAAUGAUGCAUCUAAUACACUGACUUCACUCGUUAUCAAUCAGAAUGAUCUCUUCGAAGUAUUAGUAGGUGUCUAUACUUCGCUGACACAUGUUCGUCAAGCGGUAAAAUUCAUUCGAAAUCAUGGAGUCGUUGAUGCAAAAUCGGAAUCUCCGCUUGUUUCGACACUCAAGAAGGCUCUACGUGCCCAGUUCAAAAUUCAUUUUAUUGACAAAAUGUCGCCUGCUCAAAAAACAUGGAUGCAGGUUUCCUCAACAAUGACUGCAGCAGCAAAAAAAACCUUGUUCGAUAAUUUAUCAGUGUUGUGCGGUGUGAAACGAUCGAAUGGUACAUUAAGACUGGCGAAUAAGAAGCAGCUCACAAUCGACGAGGAACUUUGCCAUUAUGUGAAAGCUGUUCAAUCGGCAACGGAUUUUCGACAAUUCUGGCUCGACAAUGAAUUAUCAUUACCACGAUUAGCUCAUUUAGUCCAUCAGUACAAUGCGGUACCAGCAACAUCUGUUGCUAGCGAAAGCAGCUUUAGCGUUGCCGGAUACAUUUGCCGGAAACAACGAACUUCUCUCUCUCCAAAGGCCGUUCAAUACUCCAUGGACCUGAAUGUUCCAGGUCUCAAUGGCACAACCUUUUGA
Messenger RNA from Didymodactylos carnosus, 1081 nucleotides. The record is from the annotation of a GenBank genome assembly. Lineage: Eukaryota; Metazoa; Rotifera; Eurotatoria; Philodinida; Philodinidae.